CUUGACACAUAAAAGCGAAAUUAUGCCAUACAUGGAGAAACUUCAAAUGCUGGUACAUUUGAAUUCAUUUGAGGCCGUAUCAGAAGAUGGAAUGUCAUGGUAUGUCCCAUGUAUGAACAAAAAGCAGUUCAAAGCUGACUUCCAUGAAGAUAAGUGGGAAUGUUCGUCCAUUUUGUGCUAUCGAUUCACUUCCUUUGCCAUUUUUGUGUUCUACAGACUGGUAGCGUACUGCAUGGGUACUCUUAGAUGGAAAGUUUCAACAGAUGAAAAUCAUGAAGGAAAUUUAUGUCUUUAUCAAACAGCGGCAGUGUUUGAUCACAAAGAACACACUAUUGUUGUUGGCAUAUGUAAUGACGAAAUUCAGUUGCAAGUGUUGCGAAUCAGACCAUUGGCUGUGGAUAAAGAGAUUUCAAACGAAAUUGGAGACUACGUUGAAUAUGCCAUAGAGAAUUUGACAGAAACAUUUAUUGACACAAACAUUUUCUAUAAAGGAUUCAAAUGCCAAAACAUUAUUUGUAAUGAGAGAGAUUUAUCUUUUACCCUUGCAAGUGAGCUCUCCAAAAUGAAGGCUACAGAAACGCAGUGCAAGUGUCAACUUCAGGACAAACAUGUGAUAAAUGUACAGACGACUUUGAGUUUUUGGGAAAACGAACUAGAAAAUGGAUCCAACAAAGAAAAGAAAUCGUCAAUAUUGUUAUCAAGAGAAGCUUUUGAAAAUGAGCUGAGAUAUGGAUCCUGCAAAAUUCGACAGGUUCGCAUAAUGGUUGUUGGUCACUAUGGAGUUGGGAAAACAACAUUGACAUACGGUUUAAUUGGAGAGGAUAAGAAAGUAAUAGAAAGCACGGAUGGGAUUGACCUGUUUCGAGCUCGAUGUCGAAUGGAAGAUUUGCAACAGGACUCUAAAAAGUGGUGUUUAGUUCAGGGGAACAUAAUGUCACCUGCUGCCUUGGCAGCAGCACCAAAUGCGACGCCUUAUUACAGAAAAGAACAACGACAACAUACAGGAAUAUCUGAAAAAUGCAAAAAGAAAACAACCUUCGUAGAAGAGAAAAAGAAGCAGACAUUGAUUAAAUCUCCAGAUCGUAGCAGUAAAAAUAAUGAAACUGCUACUCCUAUAUCUCAGUCUGUAAAAAGCUCUGAUAAAACAUCUGCGCAUUACCAGACUGACGAUGAAGACAUUUCCCAAUAUACAAAACCUGAAAAAUCAUCUGAAAAUGUAAGAAAAAGAGGCAAUUCUUCUUCAGAAUUUCACAAAAAGUCUCAGAAGGCAAGUACACCCGAUCUUGAAAAACGAAUGAAAGAUAUUUUUAUUGACCUUUGGGACUUUGGGGGUCAAAAUGUAUUCUACACAACUCACCAGAGCUUUCUUACGAGUCGAUGUAUAUAUCUGCUCGUCAUUAAUUGUGCCAUGAACUUAAAUGCAAAACUUCAGGACAGAUCUUUAUAUCCAACACAACAAUCAGAGCCUAAAGUUGAAGACUUUAUAGACUUUUGGGUGUCUACUAUAACAAACUAUGCAAGCAGCGAUAAACCCGGAUUUCCGCGUAUCAUUCUAAUUGGGACUCAUGCUGAUAAACUUGUAAAAAAUACAUCCAACAGGAUAAAAGAGGUUUGUUUAGAGAUUAAGGAAAGAUAUCAAGGACUGGUUGAUAAAGGACAAUUAGUCAUAAAGGAAGACUUAUUUCUCAAUGCUAAAGAUACAGACGAAGAAAAACAUGCUUUCGUCAGAGAGUUUAUCAUAAAAGAAGCAAAGUGUCAGCCCCAUUGGGAAGAGCUUUUCCCAAAGUCAUGGCUUCAUCUGUUGGAUUUUAUUGUUACUAAAAGAGAAGAAGGGCUUGACAUUUUAACAUUAAAAGAACUCAAGGAGUUUAAUCAAAACUCCAUUGUCCCUUUGACAGAGUUUUCUUUAGAAAACAUGCUACAACGACAGCAUGAUAUUGGCGACAUUAUCUUUUUCAAUACCGAUAAAUUGAAGGACAUUAUAGUUUUAGACCCUUCGUUUCUAAUAAGAGCUCUGAAAAGUCUAAUUUCAACACGAGGCCAUAUGAAAAAAGCAGGAGUGAAUGCAGAAAUUUGGAAAAAUCUAUCAACUAAAGGUGUCGUAUCAGAAGAUGCAAUAAAAGAAAUAUGGUCAAGCAAUGAACUUCUAAACAAGCAUGCAGAUAUCCUGUUGAAUAUUUUUCAACACAUGGACAUACUUGUGAAACCUAAGUCAUAUCACGAUGGAAAACAAGUGAAUGUCCACCAGGAAAAAAUAUUUUUCAUUCCCUGCAUGAUUGAAGAAUUGAACAGUAUUGAGAGAGUAGACAAAUUUCUUGAAAAUUCUAAAGAACUAUACGAGUUUUAUGACAUCUCGAUAAACCACGGAAUACUUGUCCCACCCGCUAUUGGAUACAGAUUGCUUUCUUUCUGUACGUCUAUGUGGCCAGUGGUAGAAGGUAGAUUGUUCACCGCCUGUGGAUUUUUCCGAUUAGAUCUUCAUCAUAUUCUGAUAUUAAAGAUAUAUCCUUCAAACAUUCGAGUAUACGUUGUACACAGGAGGUCCAAAAGAAGCAUCAGUGCUGCUCUCUACAACAGUAUCAAUAGGACACUUAUUUCUUUUCUAGAGGCCUGUUUACUCCAAUUUCACAACAAUUUAGCUGUUAUCAACGGAUGUCGGGAAAUGGGAGAUGAUGCUUUAUCUCAUGGAAUCCCAAAUUGCAACGAAAACUGUCCGGGUAUUGGGAAUACUUGCCAUGGGAAAAAUGUAGAAGAAGUUGAACUGUCACGGCUAGUUAGGUACUUGAGUCCAACUCAUUUAUACCCUCUUGGUGUGGAACUUGGAAUCUUAAGCAGAGAAAUCGAAAGAAUAGAAAAGGAUCACAAAUCCUCUAUUGACCAGAUGUUUUUCGUCCUAUUGGAAUGGCGCAAAAAAUUACAUUCUUCAUUUUCUGACCUUGAAGAAGCCUUGAAGCGAUGCAAUAUUGACAUCCAUGUACUGUGUGAGGUCUGCAAAACUAAUGUCUUUGAAACAGAUGUCAUGAAAAACCUUCCAUCUGACAUACUGGAUAAAGUCUUAUCCGACCAGGAGUUGGAUGAAAUAGCAGGAUACGUUGGACGAGAAUAUUUACAUCUGUGCCUUCAGUUAGGCCACACAGUUAGCCACAUAGAACGAGUCAUGGAUGAAAAAAAAUAUAAUUUUCUCGAGGGAAUUCGUGUGCUUUUGCGAGACUGGAGAAAAAGUGGUCACUUUAAACCAACAGUAAAGAUGCUAGGGUGCGCAUGGUUACAAUGUGGGAUGGAUUUCAAUGUAUUUUACAACUUGUUUGUAAAGCAAGAGAAAGAUGUAUGGCAACUGCCUUUUAUAUUUUAAAAAAAAUGGGAGAACAAGAAACAAUAGUUUAAAUGGGAUUUUUUGAAAUAUAUUUUUAUUUAUCAUAAAACACAUAUUUCUUAUUAUCAACGUUGUAUUCUAUUUUUUCUUGAUAUAUAUAGAACGAUGCAUGAUGCUUCAGAAGUAUAUUUUUAUAUUAUAUCAAAAUGCAAAAUAAACAAUUUAGUAUAAAUUAAUUUUUUUUGCAGAAUUAACAUCAAGUAUGUACGUACGGGAUUCAAACAGAAUAUAUAGAAAAAAAAUCUUGAAAAAAAUAAUCUAAUCAAAAACCCAAACAUUUUGAUAUGUUGACUAUUAUUUAUAAAAAUUACAUAAUAAUUAUUAUAUACUUGGAAAUUUUACAUUCUGAUUAAAGUUUCUUCUUAGAAAACCCAAAAAUAAGUAGCCAAGUUUUAAUGAAAGCCAUUCCCUGUAUUUUAAUUUCAAGUUUUUCAAUCAGUUACAUGUGCAAUAGAUAGAAGAAAAAAUAGUAAAAGGGGUUUUAGGUAUUUAUAAGUGUUAAUGUCCCUCCCAAAAUUAACCAGAUGGUAAAAAACGAAUCUUUGUUUUUUUUUUUUUUUUUUUUUUUUUUUGCUUCCUGAAAGAUAAAUUGAGGCAUUGCCAAAAAAAGUGGAAGUGGGCUACAUGUACACUUGUUGAUUACAUAUAAAAUAAAUCUACAGUUUGAGUUCCUGAUAUCCAAGUUUAGUGAACCAGAAACAUCAGAAACCUCAGUAAUCAUGAAUUUAUAGAUUCUCAAUUCUGGAAUGCUGGAUUAUUUACUGCACUAAUAUCAUAAACAUGUAGUGUUAUAAAUUUUUUGCAUGUACCUUGUGUAAAAAAUGUAAAUGUAUCGGCCAUGUAGGAAUUAUUUUUAGUUAAGUCAAAAGGACGUUUAUAUAAAGGUGAUUGUUUUAUCUAAGUGCAAGGACUUGAGUGUUUAUAGCCCUUCUCAACAAAGGAAAAAAAUGAGUGUACUUGUCUGCAUAUCUAUCUACAAGGAUGUUUUUUUAACUUCUUCCCAUUCUUAAAGUUUUGUUUAUUUGUGAUGAAAAUAUCCACAAAAUACCGUUUCUUUGUAUAUGAACUUAUUUGAACUUCUUGAAAGGUUUAGAUGAUCCAAAUUAUUUAUUGAUCAAAAACUGAAUAUAUUGCAAACAUAUGAAUAAACGCCAUCAGUAUUUGUAGAAAUUAUAUUUUACUGUUUGCAAAAUAUGCUAGAGCAAUAUGCAUACAUGAACAUCGAUUCAUUAAAAGAUUGAAAAGAUCAAUGUAAAGCUAUGAAUGUAUGAAUAUCGGCAACUUUUUAUUUAUAUUUCAACAGAAACUUACCACUUGGAAACACAUAUUAUGCUAACUUACUAUGUCGCUUUUUAUCAAUAUUAAUUCUUUACUAUAUAAUAUAUAGACAGAGUUUCCCUUCAUUUUAUUGUUUCCUUUUUAUACAAUAUUAAUGAUAAGGCAAAAUAGAGUAUCACUGAUCCUGUAAAAAAUAAUGAUCAAAAGUCUGCACUGUCAUAUUAGUCAUAUGAUGCUAGUAUACAGGGAUCUAAUUGUCUUUUUACAUUCGAAUUUUUUUAAUUGUUUUUUCGGUG
Molecule: messenger RNA, 4947 nt
Organism: Saccostrea cuccullata (small rock oyster)
Lineage: Eukaryota; Metazoa; Mollusca; Bivalvia; Ostreida; Ostreidae
Exons: 10
Coding region: 23-3352 (1109 amino acids)
Biological process (GO): signal transduction
Molecular function (GO): protein binding
Source: RefSeq, a predicted model, not a curated record